This is a messenger RNA of Brienomyrus brachyistius, 3547 nucleotides long. RefSeq names its product interferon-induced protein 44-like. Bases 1048 to 2058 code for a protein of 336 amino acids. Lineage: Eukaryota; Metazoa; Chordata; Actinopteri; Osteoglossiformes; Mormyridae. The transcript has 8 exons. Gene Ontology annotation, molecular function: GTP binding. The record is from RefSeq and is a predicted model, not a curated record.
GUUGUGAUGAGAACGACGAGUUGAAGACCAGAUGGACUUGAUCCAGUUAGUAUUGUCAUGGCCAAAUUUCCUCCGGGACCCUCGGUGGAUGUACCUGUGACAAGGUUUGGAAGCGAUUUCCGGGUGGAGGUCAAGUGCCACGGGUGGAGGGACGGCUAGGUGGACGUACCUGCGGUGAGUCUUGGAAGCGAUUUCCGGGUGGAGGUGAAGUGCCACAGGUGGAGGGACAGCUAGGUGGACGUACCUGUGACGAGGUUUGGAAGCGAUGUCCGGGUGGAGGUGAAGUGCCACAGGUGGAGAGACGGCUAGGUGGACGUACCUGCGGUGAGUCUUGGAAGCGAUUUCCGGGUGGAGGUGAAGUGCCACAGGUGGAGGGACAGCUAGGUGGACGUACCUGUGACGAGAUUUGGAAGCGAUGUCCGGGUGGAGGUGAAGUGCCACAGGUGGAGAGACGGCUAGGUGGACGUACCUGCGGUGAGUCUUGGAAGCGAUGUCCGGGUGGAGGUGAAGUGCCACAGGUGGAGAGACGGCUAGGUGGACGUACCUGCGGUGAGUCUUGGAAGCGAUUUCCGGGUGGAGGUGAAGUGCCACAGGUGGAGGGACGGCUAGGUGGACGUACCUGUGACGAGGUUUGGAAGCGAUGUCCGGGUGGAGGUCAAGUGCCACAGGUGGAGGGACGGCUAGGUGGACGUACCUGUGACGAGGUUUGGAAGCGAUGUCCGGGUGGAGGUCAAGUGCCACAGGUGGAGGGACGGCUAGGUGGACGUACUUGUGACGAGGUUUGGAAGCGAUGUCCGGGUGGAGGUGAAGUGCCACAGGUGGAGAGACGGCUAGGUGGACACGGAGCUGCAAAAGCUCAGUAACACUUAGUACUGUGUACUGAAGCUGUGCUGUCAUAGGGCGGUGAAUGAUGAAUAAAACAGCCCAGAUAAGCACGGACCACAUACACACCCCGUGAAUCCACAUCAUAGUAGGGAGCGGGCAUUAAAUGCUGGAGGCUGGAGGAUGCCCGAUGUGGAUGGAGGUCUGCAAUUUUAACUCUGGAGAAUGGGAAGUUGGUACAGCAGUGAACCAUGGAGGAAGGUCGAGUGGGAAGAAAGUACAAGAAACAGACUCAAGACAUCGGUGCAAAACUACACACCCAUAAUUGACUCAGUGCCUCGGGCUCGGAUUCUUCUGGUUGGUGAUGCUGGUGCUGGAAAAUCAAGCUUCUUCAACUCCAUCAACUCUGUCUUCUGUGGCUCCAUAACAGCCCAAGCCAAUGCAGGAGACGGUCCCACCUGCCAAACCCUGAAGUUUCGCACUUACAAUGUGAGAGAGGGCAAAGGUGGACGGCCUCUCUCAUUCCUCCUGUGUGACACCAUGAGAUUGGAAAAAACAGCUAAUGGAGGGGUGAACACUGACGAUAUUGAGAACAUCCUAAAGGGCUACAUACCGGACGGGUACCAGUUUAACCCUACAAUGCCAUGGAGCGAAAAUGGUGAUCAAACUCACACUCCAUCACUUAAGGAGAGGAUCCACUGUUUGGUGUUUGUUGUAGAUGCCCCAACACUUCCAGUACUGAAUUCAGAAGAAAAGAGAAAAAAAAUCAUUCAAAUCAAGGAGAAAGCUAACCAGUUAGAAGUUCCUCUAAUGGUUCUACUGACCAAAGUGGACAAAGUGUGCCCACACACAGGAAAGGACUUGAAGAAUGUGUACUGGAGUAACAACUUAAAGGAGCAGAUCUACAAAGCAAGUGACUUUCUGGGCAUCCACGUGUCAAGUGUGUUUCCAGUGAAGAAUUACUGCAGUGAGACUGAGCUGGACAUGCGCUCUGACAUCCUGCUUCUUGCCGCAAUGCAGAAAAUGCUACACUUAGCUGACGAUUUCUUUGCCAAUUUUGUGGAAGACACAGAUACUGAAGGGAUUCCCAGCUGUUCCAGGCAAAGAGGUGGCCAAUAUGGAAGCUGGGCUAAAUACAGGAAAUUGGACAACUCCAACUGGUUGUUUGUUGGGGGUGGAAUAGUUUGGUAUUUAGUUUUAUUUUAUUGUUUAGGUAUGUUUUUGGAGUUAAUUUGAUUUUGUUUAUUUUGAUUGAAGCAUUAGUUGAUUGUUCUGUUUUGAUUUAUUUGUGGUAUUUGUCAUUGUUACUUUUUUCUUUUGUAUCUUGUGGUUUGGCCAACCAGUAUAUAUAGUCCUUAUGGUGUCUUGUUUGAGAGAAGUCAGCUUGUUUGUUUAGCUUGUAUUGUUAGCUGUGGUGUGAUAAGUUGAUUUUUUUGUGGGCCCAGGUUUAUUUCUCUUGUUAAAGUUUCUUUUUGUUAAUUCAAAAGGAGUUUUUUUCUAAUUUAGCUGUGUGCCUCAUGCCUGCCAUCUCGGUCCCUCACAGUAUGAAAUGUGCAUUAUUCAGCUCUGCAGCUUUUCUAUGUUGAAUUCGCAACAAUAUAAUUGGCUGUAAUAUGUGGCCAGUUAAAACUUCCAAAGACUGCUACUGAUCAUUAUAAUAAAAACACCUGGUUUCUCACAAUACUUCUGGGCGUCUUGCCUGGGUCUGUAUCACGGUGCCCUUGGCCGACUCCGCCCCCUCUGACAUGAGUAUACAAAACACUGUGGAGCCCAUUUUGCUAUCAUUGUGCUUCCAGGAAAUAUGACUGGCAGCUUUAUCUUAUAGAGGCGAGGAAGUAAUUGGAUUCCAAAGGAGACAGAGGAUAGUGGUAAGACAGAAAGGGGCGGGAACUACCUGAGCCACGGAAUGGGAAGCAAUCAUCACCACCUCUGCCAUCUUCAGUUAUGCUAAUCAUUGCAGUUAUGCUUUCACCAUUAGAGGAGGAAUUACUAUCUGGAAAAUAGAGAAGUGAAAUCAUGUGUCAUAUCCUGUGUUUAGUGUGGAUUCAUGUUACUUCUGAUUGGAUGGACAAACCCACAUGAUUCCCUACAAUCGUAAUGUAGCAUUAAAGUGGCUUCAACAGAAGUGUUUUUCCAGGGACACUUUUUGGUCUCUGUGUCAGCAAAAGACACAAGGAAUCAUACUGGUUUUACUGGAGGGAGACGAUGUUUGUCGUGAGAAGGUCACUAAAGAGUAGCAGGUAUUAAAUAUCACCAAGAUCAUCUAAAAUGCUAUGCUCAUCAAUUCAACAUGAUCCUCCUGAUUUUUCAUGACAGAAACACUCAUAACUAUGGCUAUUAAACUACAAUGUUAGUCAUUCAUACUUGCCUGUAGUACUGGUGUGGUAGAAAAUUUUUAAAUCAACCUCUCUGAUAACACAGAGAGUCACUUAGAAUAAAAGUCUGGACCUCUCAGUUUGGUGAGUAAAGGAAAUCUCUUGUAUUCCAGCAAAGCGCUCCUGUCACACUCUGGCACUUGGUACCAAGUCACACGGAGCAACCAGUUGAUAAACCACAACUCCCAAUUCCCAAUAAGAACUUCUAAGUCCUGAUUGGUUACAAAACACCACCAAACCGAGCUCAAACGUAUAACAAACACAAUUCUCUUGCUCUAUUGGUUCACCUUGGCAGCAAGGUAAAACCCACCCAUUUUGCUCAGUUUACCAGAACAUGUCUCGACUGCUAG